Molecule: messenger RNA, 1238 nt
Organism: Megachile rotundata (alfalfa leafcutting bee)
Lineage: Eukaryota; Metazoa; Arthropoda; Insecta; Hymenoptera; Megachilidae
Product: methylosome protein WDR77
Biological process (GO): oocyte axis specification
Cellular component (GO): methylosome
Molecular function (GO): protein binding
Source: RefSeq, a predicted model, not a curated record
AACUUGUUUCGGUUUAUUCGCGGUGCUUUAUGCUCUAUAUAUUUGCAUAUAUUAUAUAUACACAUUCUCGCCGGUUGGCGCAUGGUUGAUUUUAAAUUUUUGUUUCAAAGUCGUGCUUGAAAUAACCAAAAACAAAAUAAAAAUGAGUACUUUAUUAAAUCCAAAUUUGAAUGCUGAUGUUUAUAGAAAUAUGACAGCAGCCGACAGACCACCUGUUCCUGAUAAGCACCUACAAUUUAUUUUGAUUUAUAAUGAAAAAAUCGCUAUUCUUGGUGGUAGUAAUAUGACAGAUCGUUAUUGGAGUGGUACUGUUUGGUACUAUAACGACAUUUCAAAUUUCGAUAGAGAUAAAGCUUUUGUUGCUACUAAAACAGAAAGUGGUGUUUGCGAUGCUGUAUGUAUAGACCAUGACAAAUUUGUAGUUACAGAAGAUAGUGGAGUUUUACAAAUUUUGAAUUUCUGUCAAGCACCUGGUUCACCUUUAUAUGAAUUACAAUGCGCAGGAUAUGCUUGUCUACAUGAUAGUAGUAUUUUAACAGUUUCCACAUUUUCUGAUGAGGAUCAUGUUGUUACAGGUGGAUUGGAUUGCUGUUUGAAAGUAUGGGAUUUAGUUGAAUUAAUAGUAACAUAUUCGUUUGGCUAUGCACAAACUGAUGUAAUCACUUGUGUUCAUGUACAACCCCAAAGUACUACAACAUUUGCAUCUACAUCAUUAGAUGGCGAAGCAUUAAUGUGGGACAUACGACAGUCAAAACCUGCACACAGUAUAUUGAAAAAAAAUGCUGGUUUAACUGCAGUAAAUUGGAAAUCCACUUCAGAUCAUGUGUUAGCACUAGGUACAGAUGAAGGAGCAAUUAUGUUAGUUGAUACUAGAAAUUCAGGUCCUUCAUCAGUAUUAGAGGAAACGUGUGUAUUCCCUAGAUCGAUACAUAGACUUUUGUUUAAUCCAAAUCCAGAGAGGUCUGACGAAUUAGCAGGUUGUUGUGAUGGUACUAUGGUGCAAGUACUUGAUACAAACAACAAGUUUUCAUCAAUAUAUAAAGAUGAUUUGCGCCAUAAAGACUUUGUUCGCGGUUUAACGUGGUUUAACGACGAAUUACAUACUUGUUCUUGGGAUAAUACAGUGUUCAAACAUACAAUACAUCCAGUUAAAAAUGAGUAAUGUUUGUUAAUAUAUUUAUAAUUUGAACUCAUUUAUUUGUAAGCUAAUAUUAAAUAUCAUUUCUAUACAUAAAAAU